Molecule: messenger RNA, 1950 nt
Organism: Ruditapes philippinarum (Manila clam)
Lineage: Eukaryota; Metazoa; Mollusca; Bivalvia; Venerida; Veneridae
Product: snaclec salmorin subunit A-like
Exons: 2
Coding region: 186-962 (258 amino acids)
Biological process (GO): biological process involved in interspecies interaction between organisms
Cellular component (GO): external side of plasma membrane
Molecular function (GO): carbohydrate binding
Source: RefSeq, a predicted model, not a curated record
UCUGAACUAUGUAUAUGGAUUAAAACGCAAUCGUGGCCGACUCAAAGUUCAAGUGUAGUUAUAAGUCAGCCGCUUUCACGUAAUUGAAAUAAGUUUGUGUUCAGUUUCAUUAGUUGUGAGGGCUGGAUAACAAGUUUGGAAUACAGGCCUACAAGGUUAAAGAACAUUCAACUUCAUUCAAUAGGAUGAGCACUGAUCAUAUAUCCGCCAUCAAAAAAAUGAAUCGUACAGUGUUACUUAUCACACUUUUGGUGAUAGUGAUGAUAGUUGUUUAUUGUGUGCUAGGAAUAGUAAUUGUCAACAUUGAAAACAAAUAUCGUACCUUGAAAGAUGAGAAUUCCAAGAUAACUGACAAAUUGUGUCGUUUGAGUAGAUGCAAUGAUUGGACUGAAUGGUCACAAUGUGAAACAAGUAUGUAUGGCGGGCGGUUUGGAAUCCAAAAACGAAACAGAACAUGCGGUGGCAAUACCGAUACGUGUUAUGGAAGUUCCUCUAUUGAUGUACAGUUUGAGUCUACAAUUUGCGAGCAAAUUUGUCCAAACCAGUACCAAAUGUAUAAUUACACAUAUAAUUGGAUUUGCCUGAAGAUCUACGUAAAUCUAAUGAAUCGAAGUGAUGCGGAGAAUACUUGUCGUCGUGACGGUGGGCAUCUUGUUAAUAUCGACUCUGAGCAAAAGGCUAAAUAUAUAGAAAAAUUACUGCACAAUCAUUCGAUAGACUGUGGAGGCAUAUGGAUAGAUGGUAUCCGGUCUGAAGGCAGUCAUGAAUGGAGACACAAUGUUCAACCUACAAAUCCUUCCUUCACCUAUUGGGAUGAAAGGCAGAACGAACCUAACUUAAAUUCUGGUGAACUGUGCAAGGUUUUCUAUUUUGGAGCGAUAUCAAGAUUGUGGCGAUGGCACGAUGCAUAUUGUAACAGGGAAAAUAAGUUUUUAUGUGAAAUAAUCAGACAAUUAAACUAAACAUGAUCUCGAUUGAUCUUCGUGUCUAAGUACUUUUCAUGUAUGUUUCCAAGUUAAGGUACGUAAACUUUCCAGCGUACAGUGAUAAUUUCACGGACAAUGAAAUUCCGGGAGUAAAAAUCUAAAAUUCACAUAACAAUAUAUAUAGUUAUGCGGGUAUAAACUUUUCAAGUUCUCGAAGUUUCGUAUACGAAAGAAUUUACCUAUGUUGAAAUUAAUUGAUACCCCUUUGAUGUUUUUUAAGACCGUUGUUUGCAUUUGAUGUGUUCUUUUUUAAGUGUUUUGUCUACUUAGGUAUUACGGCGCAUCAAUACAGAUUGGGUCAUAAGGCGAUGGAACACACAAUUAAAUUAAAGCUAGUUUUAUGACCUUAGCUCUAGCAAGCGCAUGUUUUGACAUUGACAAGCUUUAUCUUCUCUAUUCUAAAACUAAUCUACUAGCUAAUCGUGUUAAUAUGUGAACUUUGGUGUAAAUUUAGAAUAAACAAGUUCAUACAUAUUUUCAAAUUUACUUCUGUCAUACAACAUAAUAUAUUAAUUGGUGUUCGUGUUCAAUAUAUUCAAAGACAUCGUUAAGAGAUACAUGAAACAUAUAAUGAAAUACAAUAUUUCAAGCACAGACCAAAUAAUUUAAAGUUAAAAACUGCUGUUGUUAAAAUAUUUACACUAUACUCAACUGAGAAAUACUUUUAAAAAAUAUCUCAACAUCUGUAUAGCAUACAUGUAACUAAAUAUUGUAUUAUAACUGCAUUGCUUAACAAACAUGCUUGAUAAUAAAAUGGCUGGUGGUAAAGGCCCUCCAUUACUAUCAUUUUAUGCAAGGCGAACAUAGUAUCGAAAUCAGUAACGUACUGUGUGAAUAAAAACGUGUUCUUCUUUUUUUAAGCUGCAAAACAUAGAGCACUGUAUAUAACCAUCAAAUAUUACACUGUAUUGCACGAUUGUAAAUAAAAUAUACCUUUCUGAACUAAUAAAUCAUCUGCUAUUUG